UUUAAUAGACAGAUGACGCCGCAAAGAAAUGGCACCGAUAUGCUGGGCAGCAAAGUGAGUCGACGUCGGGCACAGUAACGACGUCAGCACGCCCUCUAGUGGCAAUGUAGUGUCAUUGCCACGCUGUCUUCUAAGCGGGUUCCAGGAUUAUUUGAGGAAAGAAAACAGCAUUGAACCGAAACUGGCAUGGGGGGACUGGUCAGCGGCUGUGCCACCUGGUCUCAUCAGGGGGAGGAAGAGGUUAACGACGGAGCUCCACCACCACGCAGCUUGGCGUCUAUCGACAGAGAAGGCAAACAGGAUGGACUUUGCCUCGACUCCCUGCAGAGUCUGUCAGACAGUGGACUACGCAGCCCGCAAUGCCGAAUCUGCUUCCAGGGAUCCGAGAAGGGAGAGCUACUGAGCCCCUGCCGCUGCGCUGGCUCUGUGCGCUUCACUCACCAAGCUUGCCUUAUCCGCUGGAUCAGCGAAAAAGGCUCCUGGAACUGUGAGCUCUGCUACUUCAAGUACAGGGUCCGUUCUCUUUACACCAAGAACCCUCUGCAGUGGCAAGCGGUCUCGCUGUCCUUGAUAGAAAAAGUGCAGAUCUCAGCCAUCGUCCUGAGCACGGUGUUCCUCCUGACCAGCAUGGCCUGGCUCAUAUGGUCCGUUGUCAGUAUCGAAGCAAAAUGGCAGCGGCAGGACUUUGUAUUUCAGAUAUGCUAUGGCUUGUACGGCUUCAUGGACUUGAUUUGUACAGGACUUCUAAUCCAUGAAGGACCGUCUGUUUUCCGAAUCUUAAAGCGCUGGCAUACAAUCAACCAUCACUGGAAAGUUCUGAAUUACGAGAAAGAGAGAGACUUGGUUGACGCCGUCGCUAACAGAAAGGCGGACGGCGGCGAGGAAGGCUUCGACGACGGACAGGAGGCGACUCGGCAAGUCAGGACUUCUGUACAACAACACUUGGGCAAUUCUGUUUCUUACGUCCUCAACCAGCUAAGGCCUAAUAAUCUUCACCACGCCAACCAUGACGAGGUCAUGAGGGUAACCACUGUAUAGAUUACACCUGCAGCACACACACCACCAUUAUUUUCCCUUCCCUUACAACAGCUAACAUUUGCACACAGAAGCAAAUAUCUUGUCUGAAAACUCUUUAACACAUUGUUUAUUGUUUAGGAACUUUCCUUUUGCCGACAGGACCAAUGAUUGGCAAUUGUUUUAUGGAGAAAAGGAUGCAUUUUGUUGAAAAUUAAAGUUCAGUUAAUUAUUUUACUGACUGAAAUGGUUUGGCUAGUUCCAGUGCUCAUGGAUAAAUCAAUGAAAAGCCAAAUAAAACUUACACUUUGACCAGAUGGCCUGAAAUAUGGCUUCAAUUUGUAAUCUUUAAUGUGAUUCAAAUGCCAAACAGGGAAACUGCCCAUUGGAAAGUACCGAAUGCUGCUAAAAU
This is a messenger RNA of Nerophis lumbriciformis (worm pipefish), 1426 nucleotides long. RefSeq names its product E3 ubiquitin-protein ligase MARCHF9-like. Gene Ontology annotation, molecular function: zinc ion binding; ubiquitin-protein transferase activity. NCBI's taxonomy places the organism in Eukaryota, Metazoa, Chordata, Actinopteri, Syngnathiformes, Syngnathidae. The record is from RefSeq and is a predicted model, not a curated record. Gene Ontology annotation, biological process: protein ubiquitination.